Messenger RNA from Oppiella nova, 1470 nucleotides. NCBI's taxonomy places the organism in Eukaryota, Metazoa, Arthropoda, Arachnida, Sarcoptiformes, Oppiidae. The record is from the annotation of a GenBank genome assembly.
GAAAGCAAUCGUUCAAUGUAUUGAUGUAUUGCUCUCUAAUAUCUGAGAGAUGGAAAUGAAAUAAACUCAAUAAACACUGCAAACCAUUCACUAUUAUAUGGCAAACGAAUAAUGUCUGGAAUCCCGCAGAAUUCAGUCCCCAUUAAUAAUAACGAAUUGAUUGUCACGAAUGGCAACAAUAAUUGUCCGCAUUCUGUCUUAUCUGACGAGGAAUUGAAGCUUUUGGCCAAACUUGAGGAACAGAAUCGUAUAAUUGAAACCGAUGUCAAAGCUCUGAAUUCGCUUCAAUCCAAUUCGGGUCAUUCGCGCCGGUCGUCCGACACGAGUCAGGUGUCAGAGAUCUCUCAAAUGAACUCCGAGUCCAACGAUCAGGACUUGUCUAACGGUAGAGACGUUUGGCAGAUAUGGGGACAACUGAUCAACGACUGGAACAAUCAGUCCAAAAAGAAUAAGACAUUACAGGAAUUGGUUCGUAAAGGCAUUCCGCAUCACUUGCGAGGAAUGGUAUGGCAGUUGUUAUGCAACGCUCCAAACUGCUCCGUCCGCGACCAAUACAGCGAUUUCUUGCGCCAGUCCUCUGUCUGCGAGAAAGUCAUUAAGAGAGACAUUGCGCGCACUUAUCCCGAACACGACUUCUUCAAAGAGAAGGGCAGUCCCGGACAGGAAGGCCUCUUCAACGUCAUGAAAGCCUAUUCAAUACACGACAGCGAAGUUGGUUACUGUCAGGGAAGCGCUUUUCUGGUGGGAGUCCUUCUGCUCAAUAUGCCUGAAGAGGACGCAUUCGCAGUGUUUACUUGUCUUAUGCAAGAUUACCGGCUCCGGGAGAUGUAUAAGCCCACGAUGGCUGAGCUCGGCCUUUGUAUUUACCAAUUGGAGUGUAUGGUUCAGGAACUGCUACCGGAGCUGUAUAUGCACUUUCAGUCGCAGAACUAUCACACGUCUAUGUAUGCCAGCAGUUGGUUCCUCACACUCUUCACCUCAUGCCUACCCCUUCACAUCGCAUACCGUGUUUUGGAUCUCUUUCUCUACGAUGGAAUCGAAAUGAUUUUUCGCAUUUCUAUCGCUAUAUUAUUGUUAUGCAAAGAAGACUUACUUCGACUCGAUAUGGAAGGGCUGCUGAGAUAUUUUCAAAAGGAGAUGCCGUCCAAAUGCGAGACUGACCCUGAUUAUUUAGUUAACCUCUGCGUUCAAGUGAAGUACGACCAAAAGAAGAUGAAAAAAUUAGCCAAAGAUUAUCAAACAGUAAAGGCUAAGGAACAGGAAGAGUUGGUUGAGCUGAGGAGAUUACGGACUGAGAAUCGAUUACUUCGACAGCGAAUCGAGAACUUAGAGCACGAGAGCGCCGAAUUGGCCGAUAAACUGAUUCAGGGACAGGUGUGUCGGGCACAGGAGGCUGAAGACAACUUUGUCAUCAAACGAGAGUUGGCUGCCAUUCGACAGCAGGAGUUGGAGGCGAAGAACGAGUUGGAG